AUGAUCAUUAGAACACCAACAAGAACAAAGACAACAUCAUUCAAGGGAGAUCAAAUGGAUUUCCAAUUCCCAUCACAAGAACACCUACCCAAGGCAUCACCCCAACAGGAAUUUGAUUUGAACAACCACCAUUUACUCAAUGAUGUUUUACAAAAGCAAACACUAAGCUUGCCCUCGCAACAUCCGGAGGAAGACGCCACUUCUCAGAUAUUGUCCGAUUAUACCUCCACUUCCAACACGAACACUAACUCCAAUUCUUCCAAUGGAUAUUACUCAUUUGCCAAUAUUUCAGACAAUACAACAUCACCAAAACUUCAUUCUCUAAGCUCGAAUUCAUACGGAGGAUUUCAAACGUUGGAUAAAACCGAUUACCCAUCAACUUUGGCACCUGAUAAGAUGCCAUUACUAGGUUCAUUAAAUAAUGACAGCAAGAGAACCUUGCCAGGGAAGAAGAAGAGUCAAACAGCUAGCUCCAUUCCAACGGCAGACAAUAUUUCAUUCGCCAUCGUUUCUGCAUCAUCUGAUUCUUCCACGAUGGAAACACCAUUACAAAGAGGAUCAUCGUCUUCUUCUUCAACUGUUUCAUCCACGAUUCAUAUAAAUAACAGAAAACCAACAAAUUUACAAAGGGUACCCACGAUAAGGCAAGUACCAUCAAUAAAUUCAUCAAGUUCCACUUCAAGCUUUAAACUAAGGGCUCAACAAAAAUCACCUAAUACAACAACACCACCUAAUAAUAAUAAUCAUAAUAAUAAUCAUACGAAGAUACACUCGAAAAAUAGACGUAUUUCAACAUCCGCAUCUGUUUCCUCCUCCAAGAAAUCAUCCUUGAAAAGAUCAAAUGCUAUACGGUGUAAAGGUGGUCUUCUCUAUUAUUUCACACUAAUGGGGAUUAAGAUAAAGAAACAAUUACGUCGUUUGAGAGCCGUCAUCAGGAAAAAGUUAUUUUCUUAUAAGAAUGAGAAAACUAAACAUACUACAGGAACCCCCAUUACGAAAAAGCCUGCUUAUCCAAGACCCGUUAAGAACCAUUCUCGUAUAUCUACAAGUAAUUCUCCAGAAACCUCACAUUUAAAGAGAACUAAUGGAUACAUGACCAAACUACAAAGAUCAAUGUCCAAUAGAUCCUUCCAACCUGUACUCCAACAAAAACCAACUCAACCAAGUGCCGCCACAACUACUAAAAACGCAGCCCCAUCUACCAAUAAGACCAAGAGAACAAACACAACAUCAUUAAGACGUACUCCAUCUUCAAUAAGGAGAGCUGCUUCUACUUUACAAUCUACACCUACAAAAUCUGUUACCAGAAAUAGUAGUUCGCAUUCCCGUACCAAAUUAAUUAGAUCCAAUGGUAAGAAUGGAUUGAGUAAUGUCAUUAGACAACCUUCCAUUGUCGUCAAGAAUAAAGUAAUCCCACUUUCUAUGAGUCAAUAUUCAUCUCUCAAGAAGGUAGGUGAGAAUGAUGAGGAUGAGUAUGUCAUUGAUACUGCUUCUAUGAAUCAAUUGAGUGAGAUUGAAGAAGAUGAAGCGGAUGAUGAUGAAAUGGAAGAUGCCGUCCAGGAUACGAAAUUGUUAUUCAAUCAAUAUUUAAGAUGUGUUAUUGCUAAGAGAAUCAUGUUAAGACUACAAAUCGCCAAGUUUCAGGAAUCGAGUCUACAAGGAAAUGACAUGCCAAGUUUAUUCGUUGAAGGAGAAGAAAAUGCUGACGAAGAUGAUGACAUCUCAAGUUAUGCUUCCUCUCAAUACUCUUCUGCAUGUAUGGACGAUAUAAUAAAUAAAGGCCUAAAUUCUAGCGAUAAUGAGAGUGAAAGUGACGUUGAGAGUGAAAUGGAUGACAAACUUGGUUCUUUAAAUAUCCCAUUCAGAAUGUUACCUUUCAAUAUGUUUGACAAUAGUAGAUCCUCUAGCAUGAUAUCUGUACCCAUUAGUACUGUAAAACGUUCCUCAACGCUACCAGUAAGUGUCAGAAUAUAA
Molecule: messenger RNA, 1974 nt
Organism: Naumovozyma castellii
Lineage: Eukaryota; Fungi; Ascomycota; Saccharomycetes; Saccharomycetales; Saccharomycetaceae
Gene: AIM44
Product: Aim44p
Exons: 1
Coding region: 1-1974 (657 amino acids)
Source: RefSeq, a predicted model, not a curated record